Messenger RNA from Clonostachys byssicola, 1209 nucleotides. The record is from the annotation of a GenBank genome assembly. NCBI's taxonomy places the organism in Eukaryota, Fungi, Ascomycota, Sordariomycetes, Hypocreales, Bionectriaceae.
AUGGCCGCAACCAAUCUUCGAUUCAAUUUCCCAAAUAGCACCUCCCCUGUGCCUUUCGAGAUUAAAGUCGAUAGUGAUCUCGUCCAGCUGGCAAAGGACAGGGCGGCUACCUACCGUGUUUCUCAUGGGCUCUAUUCCGAAUGGUCAAAUGAAGGGGCUCCUGCUGAGUCGAUGGCCAGUCUUGCCAAGCACUGGGCGGAUUCCUAUGACUGGUCAGCUGUGGAGGAGCGAAUCAACAGCAAGUACAACCACUUCGCAACGACUGUCCCUGGCAACAGAGACUACACCGACCCAAUCCCUCUUCAUUUCAUUCAUCACAAGUCUGCCAACGAGAGCGCCGUUCCUCUUCUGUUUCUCCAUGGGUGGACUUCCACGCAUCUUGAAUGGGUGGAACUCAUCGAGCCUCUUACUGAUUCGUUCCACAUCAUCGCACCUGAUCUACCUGGUUACGGAUUUAGCCCAGCGCCAACCAAGCCAGGCCUGGGGCCUCGUGAGAUGGGUAUCGCCUUCGACGCAAUGAUGAAGCAGCUUGGUUACGAAAAGUAUGGCUUGGUGACAAACGACUUGGGAGCUAUGGUCGGAGAAUGGAUGGUCACCGAUGUCCAGACCAGCAUCAUCGGCCAUUUCUGCGAUUUCCUCCUCUCAAACCCCACACCUGCGGACCUGGAGCGCUUUGCCAAGAAUGAGACGACGACGGAGGAGAACGAAUACCUCGCUGUGAUGAACGAAUGGAGCAACAACCACUUCGCGUACUCGACAAUCCAUGCCCAGAAGCCGCUGGCGCUGUCUCACUCCUUCGCGGACAGCCCGGUUGGCUUCGCAGGGUGGAUAUGGGACCUCAAGCACGUUGCUAGUGACGGCUAUGCCUAUUCACUCGACGACAUCAUCACGGACUCGUUCUUGCUGUGGAUUCAGGAACCAUAUACCUCCAUCCGAGCCUAUCUGGAGGUCUUCAAGCCUGAGAACUGGGCAUUCUCCAAGACAGAUGUUCCCACAGGCGUUACCCAGUGGGGAAACAUCAAUGGACCCUUCCCCGAGCUUGCCAAGUACCCUCUGGCCCCACGAGAGUGGUGCGAGAGAAUGGCAACAGUCGUCUUCUUCAAAAGAUACGAGUAUGGAGGCCAUUUCCCUGCCCUCAGCCAGACGGCUCUAUACGCCAGCGAUGUCAAGGAAUUCUAUGGCAGCCUCCAGAAGAAGACUGAUGCUUGA